UGUCAUCUCUAAGCGGGCCAGGAAGCUGUUUGCGUGGGUAGGCUAUUAUUAAGUAGAGGUUAAAUAGAAUGCAAUCAGGAAACACACUCCAUUUUCCUCUCGUUUCAUUUAAGGCAUACAUUCCGCUAUGCGUGAGACGGAUCAUCUUAUAACGGCUUAUCGUUGUCAUGGUUGGUGCUAUGUUAUGGGCAUUAAGCCGAGGGAUAGAGAGAUUCAGUUUUCUGAAGGCAUGGGUACAAAAAUUAAUCGAUCCUCUUGUUCGAUUGGAUAUUAUGCGCGUGCUGUACCAUUGCCUGGUAUUUAUGUUGGUGGUAUGGAUAUACUUGCCAUUGAUUUCGUCCAGAAGGAGGGACCAAUUAUUAUUGGAGCACAUACUUAUAGAUUCUUCGGGCAUUCAAUGUCCGAUCCGGGUACAAGUUAUCGUACACUUGAUUUUGAUUUAGAAAUAUUUUUCCUCAGUUGUUUAUUAAAUACAUAUGUACAUAUUUCAUUAUCAAUUUAGAAAAUAGAUG
Messenger RNA from Ceratitis capitata (Mediterranean fruit fly), 512 nucleotides. Its product is annotated as probable pyruvate dehydrogenase E1 component subunit alpha, mitochondrial. Gene Ontology annotation, molecular function: oxidoreductase activity, acting on the aldehyde or oxo group of donors, disulfide as acceptor. NCBI's taxonomy places the organism in Eukaryota, Metazoa, Arthropoda, Insecta, Diptera, Tephritidae. The record is from RefSeq and is a predicted model, not a curated record. Bases 128 to 502 code for a protein of 124 amino acids. The transcript has 2 exons.